AAAAGCGCCUUUGUCAACGGUCGUAGCAGGCAAAUCAUCAUUAAAGAUAUGGAAAGGAGAAUCACGCGAGGGGAUUUCGAAGCUGAGAAAGAAGAAGCCAUCAAAGUGCCCUCCGCCUUUUCCUACCACUUUCCCCUUCAACCUCCUUCCCCCCCCCCACUAAACUCAGCUUUCCUCCGCCUCCCUAUCCUUGUAAUCCCUUCUCUCGUUAUACCCUACUAUCACUACUCCCCACUUCCUAGGGUAUCGCUGCGAGGUUAACUAACGUACAAAAAUUUGGAAUACAUGCAGAUUGUGUGCGACAUUGCUAGAGAUAGAGCCAACAAACUCACCCCCAAAAAAGCCGUA
Molecule: messenger RNA, 348 nt
Organism: Tuber aestivum (summer truffle)
Lineage: Eukaryota; Fungi; Ascomycota; Pezizomycetes; Pezizales; Tuberaceae
Source: the annotation of a GenBank genome assembly